UAUUUGAAUAAUUUGAUUGAAGGUUGUAGUAGUGAUGAUGGACACUCAGCUUCUCUGCUUUAACCGCACCAACGUUUUUCUUAAACCUUUGCAGAAUUCUCGUUUUCUAUUCUUCGGUGCUCUUCGAAACACUCAAUUCUCUCCUUCAGGUUUAAGUUGUAAUAGAAUAAGGUGUUCGAUGAAGUCUUAUAGAUUAUCAGAGCUAAGUAAUGCCGAGGUCCAAAACUUGAAGGCUCGACCUCGUAUUGAUUUCUUGUCUAUUUUCAGCACGGUCCAUCCA
This is a messenger RNA of Pistacia vera, 280 nucleotides long. RefSeq names its product histidinol dehydrogenase, chloroplastic-like. The annotation marks the transcript as partial. The record is from RefSeq and is a predicted model, not a curated record. The transcript is spliced from 3 exons. NCBI's taxonomy places the organism in Eukaryota, Viridiplantae, Streptophyta, Magnoliopsida, Sapindales, Anacardiaceae.